Peronospora matthiolae is the source of this 144-nucleotide messenger RNA. The record is from the annotation of a GenBank genome assembly. Lineage: Eukaryota; Oomycota; Peronosporomycetes; Peronosporales; Peronosporaceae.
AUGCUCCAAAGCAAAGUACACAUUCCUGCUUUGUACGCUGUCGCUAUGGCCGUUUCAACCGUGGCGCACAUGCUUGAAAGCGCCGAGACGUUUGACUACCUGGUGGUCACGGUAAGGGGGUGUAGCUGUCCCGGGGUGUUGUAA